Camelina sativa (false flax) is the source of this 1976-nucleotide messenger RNA. The record is from RefSeq and is a predicted model, not a curated record. Lineage: Eukaryota; Viridiplantae; Streptophyta; Magnoliopsida; Brassicales; Brassicaceae.
ACGAGAAUGUUACAAAGAGUCUCUGGUACUUUUAUAAAUUGGUUUGUUUCGUCUUUGAAACUCCAUGGAACCAAUCUCAAAACAUUAAAGCAAUCUCAUUGUUUCAUGAUCAUAACCGGUUUAAACCGAGACAACCUCAUCGUUGCCAAAUUCAUCGAAGCAUGUUCUAAUGCUGGACAUGUCCGGUAUGCUUACUCUGUUUUUACCCAUCAGCCAAAUCCCAAUACUUAUAUCUGCAACACCAUGAUCAGAGCUUUAUCUCUCGUUGAUGAACCCAAUGCGAACUCAACCGCGGUCUCGGUUUACAGAAAGUUCUGGGCUUUGUGUUCUAAGCCAGACACGUUUACUUUCCCGUUUGUGUUGAAGAUCGCUGUGAGGGUUUCUGAUGUUUGGUUUGGGAGACAGGUUCAUGGGCAAACUCUGGUUUUUGGGUUUGAUUCCAGUGUCCAUGUUGUUACAGGUUUGAUUCAGAUGUAUUCUUCGUUUGGUGGUGGGUUGGGAGAUGCACGUAAGGUGUUCGAUGAAACGCGUGUGAGAGAUGUGAAUGUUUGGAAUGCGUUAUUAGCUGGGUAUGGUAAAGUUGGUGAGAUGGAUGAAGCGAUGGGUUUGCUUAAGAUGAUGCCUUGUUGGGUAAAGAAUGUGGUUUCUUGGACUUGUGUGAUCUCUGGAUAUGCGAAGAGUGGACGACCUAGUGAAGCUAUUGAAGUGUUUCAGAGAAUGCUGAUGGAGAAUGUUGAGCCAGACGAAGUUACGCUCUUGGCUGUGCUUUCAGCUUGUGCUGAUCUUGGUUCACUUGAAUUGGGGGAAAGAAUAUGUAGCUAUGUUGAUCACCGAGGGAUGAAGAGAGCGGUUUCAUUGUACAACGCGGUCAUUGAUAUGUAUGCGAAAUCAGGGAAUAUAACAAAGGCGUUGGAGGUGUUUGAGAGUGUUAGUGAGAGAAAUGUUGUUACUUGGACGACUAUAGUUACUGGACUAGCUACGCAUGGACACGGAGCUGAAGCCUUAGCGAUGUUUAACCGUAUGGUUAAAGCAGGUGUGAGACCGAACGAUGUUACUUUCAUUGCAAUCCUUUCAGCAUGCAGCCACGUUGGUAUGGUCGAUCUUGGAAAAUGUUUGUUUAGCUCAAUGAUAUCGAAGUAUGGUAUUCAACCAAACAUUGAGCAUUACGGAUGUAUGAUUGACUUACUAGGACGAGCAGGUUCACUUCGAGAAGCAGAAGAAGCUAUUCAAAGCAUGCCCUUUGAGGCAAAUGCUGCAGUAUGGGGUUCUCUUCUUGCAGCUUCAAAUGUUCAUCAUGAUCUUGAGGUUGGAGAAAGAGCUUUGAAUCAGCUGAUUAAGUUAGAGCCGAAUAACAGCGGCAACUACAUGCUUUUAGCCAAUUUAUACUCGAAUUUAGGAAGGUGGGAUGAGUCGAGGAUGAUGAGGAAGAUGAUGAAAGGGAUUGGUGUGAAGAAACUGGCUGGUGAAAGCUCCAUAGAAGUUGGAAACAGAGUGUAUAAAUUCAUUUCAGGGGAUCUUUCGCAUCCUGGAGUCGACAAGAUUCAUGAAAUUCUACAAGAGAUAGAUUUGCAAAUACAGAGCAACAAAGUUUGAGGAAAAAAUAAUCUGAACUUUGAUCAGAUUGAGUUGAUCAACAAUGAAUGGCUUCUCUUCUCAGAGACCUGAAACCAGAAGAGCAUAGAGUCAACGCAGCUGGCUGACUCAGACAAUAUGACGAAAAAAGAAACUCAUGGUUAAUUCCGGUUCCGGUUAAACGGCAAAACAGGAGGAGAAAUCUGCCGAAGAGUAGAGAUAUGAGCCAAACCGAAGCCUGUUUUUCUUCGGGAAGGUUUCGAGUUCAUGCUCAGGCUUUGGCCCAAUAUGAAAGCCUUAUUUUUGCAGGGAAAAAGGCUUAUGUUUUUUUUUUCUUCAUUGUGUGUAGUCUAAUAUUUUGUUUUUGACAUCUUGUGUAGUCUUCUAAUUAAUCUAAUAAAAUU